Messenger RNA from Arthroderma uncinatum, 387 nucleotides. RefSeq lists its product as uncharacterized. The transcript has 2 exons. Bases 1 to 387 code for a protein of 128 amino acids. The record is from RefSeq and is a predicted model, not a curated record. NCBI's taxonomy places the organism in Eukaryota, Fungi, Ascomycota, Eurotiomycetes, Onygenales, Arthrodermataceae.
AUGUCGAAAUCGCCCGAGCCGUCAAAAGGUUGCCCUUCCUGCGAAAUGGAAUGCUGCUACAAGGGACAAGCCCAGUGCCUCAUCGAGGCGCUUCGACUCGCCGUGCAGGGCAACGCAGUUAGAGGAGCAGUCUAUGAAAAAGAGGCAGGCCUCAGGGAUCGAGUGAGCGAGGAACGCGAUCAGCGCCAAGCACAGGAGCGCCAAGCACAGGAGGAGAGGAUGGUGGCACUGGAGCGGGAGGUAGUAACACUAGCGCAGAAGGUGGUGGCACUGGAGCAGAUGGCGGAGGAAAGGGUCGCUCUGAUGGUUGACGGUAGUCGGAACUACGAUGAGCAACCGGAGGGGAGCACGAGCGACGACACGGAAGACGACGAGUACUUUGAUUAA